AUGGACGGCCUCCUCAUCGACUCCGAAGACCUCUACAGCAUAGUAACCAACACGAUCCUCGAACGCUACGGCCGCCCACCCCUCCCCUGGUCCGUAAAAGCACAACUGCAAGGACGUCCUGGGCCUCAAGCCGGCAAGAUAUUCCAUGACUGGGCACAACUCCCCAUCUCCCACGAGCAAUUCCUCGUCGAGCAAAAAGAACUCCAGAAAGAUAUCUUCAGCACCACGAAGCCACUACCGGGUGUCAUGGACCUACUUGCAGGGUUGAAGUCCAGAGGCGUACACAUGGCGCUCGCAACAAGCAGUAACAAGAACAACUUUGAGAUUAAGAGUAAGCAUUUGGGGGAUUUGUUUGCACAUUUCAAGAAGGAACAUCAGGUGCUGGGUGACGACCCAAGAAUACCUGCCGGACGGGGGAAGCCCGCGCCAGAUAUCUACCUCCUCGCCCUCUCCACGCUCAACAAGUCCCUCGAAGCAGAAGGUCAACCACCUAUCCAACCAGAAGAAUGUCUCGUGUUUGAAGACAGCGUGCCGGGCGUUGAGUCGGGGAGGAGAGCGGGUAUGCAGGUUGUGUGGUGUCCGCAUCCGGAGUUGCUGGUUGAGUAUAAGGGGAGGGAGAAGGAGGUGCUGGCGGGGUUGACGGGGGAGCACAAGGAGGAUGAGGAGAAGCAGUUGCAGAAGAGUGAGGUUGAAGUCAAGGAGGGGAAGAGGAAGGUUGGUAUGCCGGGGGAGAUUGAUGAUGGGUGGGGGAGGUUGCAUAGGAGUUUGGAGGAGUUUCCGUAUGAUAGUUAUGGGAUGGGUGGGAAGGCGUGA
Messenger RNA from Alternaria triticimaculans, 813 nucleotides. RefSeq lists its product as uncharacterized. The record is from RefSeq and is a predicted model, not a curated record. Bases 1 to 813 code for a protein of 270 amino acids. NCBI's taxonomy places the organism in Eukaryota, Fungi, Ascomycota, Dothideomycetes, Pleosporales, Pleosporaceae. Gene Ontology annotation, molecular function: phosphatase activity. The transcript is spliced from 2 exons.